Molecule: messenger RNA, 2539 nt
Organism: Xenopus tropicalis (tropical clawed frog)
Lineage: Eukaryota; Metazoa; Chordata; Amphibia; Anura; Pipidae
Gene: sh3rf2
Product: SH3 domain containing ring finger 2
Exons: 10
Coding region: 123-2321 (732 amino acids)
Molecular function (GO): ubiquitin protein ligase activity
Source: RefSeq, a predicted model, not a curated record
GCAGCUGUAGCAUGAGGAACGAGGCUGGAUUGUCCCAUGAGCUGUGUGGUAUAAAGGUUUAUACAAGAGAAGUGACUAUGAAGCCUUCAUCAUCUUUGGUUUAACUGCAUAUUUCGAAUAAGAUGGAUGAAUUGGUUGUUCUUGACCUCCUGGAUUGCCCCUUAUGCCUUGGAAAAUUGGAUGUUAAUGCCAAGGUGCUGCCAUGCCAACAUACCUUUUGCCAGCCUUGUCUGCAGAGACUAUUUAAAGCCAAAAAGGAACUGAAAUGCCCAGAAUGCAGGACCCCUGUACAAUGCAGCAUUGAAGAGCUGCCAGCCAACUUAUUAUUAGUACGAAUACUAGAUGGCUUGAGAGGUGGGCAAACCCUUCUGAGAAGAAACUCCUCACGGAGGAUGGGGGGACUCUUUGCCCAAGAUUCUUUAAAGAAGAGCAAAGCAAACAGAGCAAGCCAGGAUUCUACAAGUAGGACCAUUUCCAAGGCCAGGAUGCCUGUAGAUGGGCAAUCUUUUUUUAAAGCCCUCACAACCUACAGGGGUAAUUCACCCAGAGAUCUGACCUUGAAUAAAGGAGAUAUAAUUGUUCUACACAGACAACUGGAUGAGAACUGGAACAAUGGACAAGCCAACAGGGGCAGCAGAAUAUUUCCUGAGACCUCGGGGAAGUUUCUACAGCAGGCGCCUGCACUUUGCAAGGCUAUGUACAAUUUUGAUGUGAAAGAAAAGAACAGGGAAAGCAAGGAUUGCCUGAAAUUUCAAAAGGAUGAUGUUAUCAGUGUGAUCCGACGCGUGGAUGAAAACUGGGCAGAAGGCAAGCUUGGAGAUCAAGUGGGCAUUUUUCCACUCAUGUUUGUAGAGCCAAACCAAACAGCCAAGCAACUGUUGGAGUCAAAGAAAAAUAGAAGCAACCACAAUAAUGCCCUCUAUCCACUGAUAAAAGUGCCUUCAAAGGUUAAAGGUACAGAAGUGGCACCAAACCAUACGAUGCAAGAGGGUCGGAGGAAAGGCCCACGUCAGUUUCUGAUCACAAAUGCCUUGAACAGAUUCAACAAAAUGGUUCAUUCUCCAACAGGCCGUCAAACUCCUGAAAUAAGCAGCCCUAUUCUUAUUAGUUCCAGCAAUCCUGCAGUCAUCGAGAAGGCAGAGGCCUUGUCCAGCUCACCAGCACAGCUGAAUACGUCCAAUUACUAUCCCACAUUUGGAACACAGAGCAACGGAACACCAUUUAUGGCUCUUCCCAGUUCUCACCAGACUAUUUUGGCAAACAUGUGUGUUGUUCUGCAUCCAUACAUGGCUAAUGGCCCAGAGGAAAUGGACCUCCAGAGAGGGGAAGGAGUCCGUAUCCUAGGGAAAUUCCAGGAAGGUUGGCUCCGAGGAGUAUCACUAGUUACUGGAAAAAUUGGACUCUUUCCAAGCCACUGUGUUAGUCCUGUAUACAGGAAAUCAUCCAACUACUCUGAUCAUAGAGUGUCAGCAAAUAGCACUAAAUGGAUAUCAAGCAGUGCUUCGGUUUCUUCACAAGGCAGCAUGUCUGAAAAUGGAUUCACCCGCCCCGUCCGACCUUUUGUACCAACUGCUGUGGUCGAACCAAUGAAACAGAGCAUGCCUUCAGCAGUGGUAACCCUCAGGAGGAACAGCAAUAUUCUCAGAAAAUGUUCAACUCUUCAGAGGAAUUCCCAGAGCAAUUCCGCUGCCCUUCCCAUGACUCCCAUUAACCGACCUUCUUCAGCCAUCAUUCAGUCUCAGCCAAUCCAAAUUAUUUAUAAUGCCUCCCAAUCCAAUGUUGGCGCGAGUGCUGAGAACUGUCCAAGACCGCAGUCAGCCUACGAUACACUAUCUUCUGGUGGCAGAGCAAAAGAUUACAGGAGAUAUUCUACUGCCAGCUAUGUUUUCAUAGAAACUAAUGAAUCCUCUGCUAAAAGCGAUCAAGCAGUAAAAUCCCCAUCCAGCGGGCCACCAUCUAUUCUAGUGAAACCAGAUACACCUAAGAGCGCAUCUGACAAGCAGGUGAAGACAGUGAGGUUCUUGAAUUUUAGUCCCCCUCCACUAAAACGCCAGGGGUCUCAGAUACAACACAUUAGCAGGAAUGAGCAGCUAUUGACUGAGGUGGAAGGAAAUGCAGAAAUCUCGAAUCAACAGCAACGAGCUAUCUCCAUCACAAUAAAGCCAACGGAAAACCGAAGAAUGUACAAACAAAAAAGUUCCAGCAGUGACAUUGUUGUCCCUAAAUCACCAGCAAUUUCUGUUGCCAGCAAAAGAGGGCCCAAUGAAAGCAGGAAAAGAUGGAGUGCUGCCUAUUACCCGCAAGAUAUUCUCUCCUCUUAAAUUUGCUUUAUGGAACUUGAGAUAUAGAAUACUAUCUUCAGCCCUGCUCUUUCUUUAGUGAUUUUUUUCUACUUUUUUUUUGCCUUGGUAAAUUAUAUUUUGUGUCAGAGUUUCAGUGUAUCUUUUUCAUCCAUUCAUUUUGUCGUUCUGGACAGACUUACCAUGUCGAGCAAAGGAUCACUGGCAGGUUCAGUAAUAAAUGUCUUUUCUUCACCUCA